Messenger RNA from Symsagittifera roscoffensis, 1957 nucleotides. RefSeq names its product trichohyalin-like. The record is from RefSeq and is a predicted model, not a curated record. The coding region runs from base 69 to 1691 and encodes 540 amino acids. NCBI's taxonomy places the organism in Eukaryota, Metazoa, Xenacoelomorpha, Acoela, Convolutidae. The transcript has 12 exons.
AUUUGAUUUUUUAUAUAUGUUCUAAGACACAAUUAGGGCCGCGGUUUUGUAGAAAACCUCGAAACUAAAUGUCGCCAAACAAAAGUAGCCGAGGUACUUCGGUGGGUAAGAGGCGUCCCUCAUUCUGGCACUCGGGGGCACCCAAGAACAACAGACACGCUGCCGGUCUAGGAGUCCAUCCCGCUCCUCCUCCUCCAUCGUUGCAUGGGGGUCACUAUCAUCCGGUGAUCCAGGAACACUGGAACACUUCGAGUACAGCUCUUCCGCCUAUAGACCAGUUGCAGCCCAGCAUAUCUUUUGAGGAAACUUUCAUUAGAGGAAACAACUUUGGCAAACCCAUGCAGGCCAACAUCGGGAUCCAGGUGUCCGCCAGAGAGAUCCAACAUGCCCACGAUCACGGUGGAGGGGACACAACAUACAGAGGAGGAGGAACAGGAGGUGGGGGGAGAGUGAACUACCUGAAGGGGGUGGUGGGGGAGUUGAAGUAUUCGAUAAAACUGAAAGAGGAGGAGAUUUCACACCUGAACAACUCUCUAGCGACUCAAAAAGAUAGAGUACAACAGCUGGAAGAUGAGAAUGGUGUAAUGAGUGUGAAGUGUGAGGAGAACGAAGAGAGGGGAGAGGAGGUGGAGAGGCAGAGGGAGAGGAUCGAGGAGAUGACUAAAGAGAUGGAACAGAUGCACUCCACUCACACACAACACGUACAAACAAUCACUAAACAGUGUGAGGAUGCAAUGGAAGCUGUGAGGAGUGAGCGACUGUCUUCGGUUGAGCAGAAGGAGGACAAAGUGGAACAACUCAAAGGUCAAGUGGCCUCCCUCCUACAACAGUCUGCUAGUGUUCGAUCAGAACAGGUGGUUGAAUUGAGAGACCAGCUGGUGGCCUCUAAACAGGAGAUUAGACAGCUGCAGAAACAAGUCAAACAGUUCAAGGAGUCGUGUAGUAGCUGUGAGGAAUUGAGGGGUCAGUUGAAGGAGAGAGAGGAGGGGGUGAAGAGGGGGAGGGAGAGGGAGAGGCAAUUGAGGGAGGAGGUGGAUCAGCUGCACAACAAACUCAACACACAGACUGAUCUGAAGCUGAGUGAGAUGGAGAGAGUGGUGGGCCAGCUGCAUCAGAAGGACACAGUCAUCAACACCCUCAAGACACAACUCACAAACUCCUGGGACAACAACUCACAAGAGCGAGUGGAUGAGUUGGUGCGUCUGCGUGGCCUAGUGGAGAGGGGAAGCAGGGACAUCGAGAGACUGGAGGGGGAGAGGGAGGGGAUGGAGAGACAGUUGGGGGACACCAUCGCCCACAACAAACACCUCAAGGCCAAACUACGCGCCAUGAGAGACGAAAAAGUGAAACUAGCGGAUCUUCUAGUGGGAAGCGCAGAAGGCGCGGAGCAGAUGCAGAUGGAGCUGGAAGAGCAGAUAGAGCUACUCACUGAAAGACUCCAACAGCAGAAGAACAAUGGGGAGUCAGACAGAACAGAGACAAGUCGGGGAGGGGAAGGAAAAAUGAGUUCACACCAAUCAUUAGUGGGGUCCAAAGCAUCGACUGUGGCAGGAUCCCAGUCUACUGGCAGACGCAGACAAACAGCCGGUAGAGGAGUAGCUUCUGUGUCUGGCUCAGACUUAUCUCUCUUGUCCAGAACAGUGAGUGCGGCAUUGGACUCAAAUAUAGAAGAUGAAACCCCACGAGCUUGAAACAAUGGAAAUUAUGGUGCAGGAAACAUCUCGAACAAAUUUACCCUGAAAUUUAAAAAACAUUCGCAGAUCUAAUUUUUUUGCUUUACACUGGGCUUAUUUUUGUUUCAGAUCUCAUAACCAGUUUUCGAGAUUAGAAAUUAUAAAUAUUGACAAAACGGUGCUGAAGAAUUACAAUGAACAAAAUGUGGUAUGCAUCCUACAUAAAGCUCAAAAAAUUUACCCGAUUUGAAAAUAUAUUAUAGAUUAAUAGAAUUAAUAGAGGU